GGCGGCAUGAGCGGAGCGGAGCCGGGGCCCGACGGAGCGUCCCGGCCCCGCGGGGACUCCCGGCGGCAUUACCCGGCCCUGCCCGUGUGGGUGGUGGAGGACCACCAGGAUGUGCUGCCUUUCAUCUAUCGUGCCAUUGGUUCAAAGCAUCUUCCUUCCAGUAACAUCAGUUUUGUUCAUCUUGAUUCCCAUCCAGACCUGCUUAUUCCUGUGAAUAUGCCUGCGGACACCGUAUUUGACAAAGAAGCUCUUUUUAGUGAAUUAAGUAUUGAAAACUGGAUUAUGCCUGCUGUUUAUGCUGGCCAUAUUUCCCAAGUAGUGUGGCUUCACCCGUGCUGGGCUCAGCAGAUCUCAGAAGGGGAACACAAUUUUCUAAUUGGAAAGGAUGUAUCAACAACAACAAUCAGGGUUACAGGCAAAGAUAAUUACUUCUUAAGUGAUGGUCUUUACGUUCCUGCUGAUCAGCUGGAAAACCAGAAGCCUUUAAAUUUGUACGUCAUUCUCAUCAAUCCUAUGGAAUCAUCCAACAGCCGUGAAGGAAAUGGUGAAGUAGCAUCUGCUAAAAGACUGAAGCUAAAUACAUAUGACACAGCAAGUGCCACUUCUGCCUCUUCAAAAAAAGAAAUACAAAAUGCAGGUGCCCUGAGCGGGGCAGAAACCUUGGCAGAGGGCUCAGCUUCAAGCUGUCUGAAAAACAGUGAAUGCCCAAUGAGGGACAUUGUUAAAGAUGUCUGCCGAGUACUGCAGAAAGGGGAUGCAUAUGUUUUGGACAUCGACUUAGAUUUUUUUUCAGUUAAAAAUCCAUUUAAGGAAAUGUACACACAGACAGAAUAUGAGCUUUUGCAAGAGCUGUACAAUUUCAAGAAGCCACAUAAAAAUGCAGCAGAGGAAGAGUUGCUGGAUUGUGUUGAAAACCGUGUUCAUCAGUUGGAAGAUCUGGAAGCAGCAUUUGCGGAUUUGUGUGACAGUGACGAUGAAGAAACCCUACAGAAAUGGGCUUCAUAUCCUGGAAUGAAGCCACUUGUUCAACUAGUUCACAGUUUGAAAACCAGGAUGGAAAGCCCAGACUACGAAAUGGUCCAUCAAGCUGGUCUGACCUGUGAUUAUGUGGAGCUUCCUCACCAUGUUAGCACUGAAGAAGAGAUCGAAGGCCUCAUACAAUCCAUUAAAGUUCUACUGACAGAUCUGCCCAAGCCCACACUGGUGACAAUUGCUCGCUCGAGUUUGGAUGACUACUGCCCUUCAGAGCAGGUUGACGUCAUUCAAGGGAAGGUUCUCAAUUUACUACAUUCAGUGUAUGGUUCACUGGAUGUGCACUUAGAUUACUCAAGCACUUCAUCUUCCUCAUGACCUUUCUUCAUGUGUUGCUGUCUAAUGCAGAGGAUUAAUUUAAAUUUUUCAUUAGCUGUGAUUGCAAAGGGAAAACUGCUGUUAUUUCAGCAGGUGGCACUAGAACCCAAGCUGAGCCAGCUAGGGUUUGGGUUGCAUUGCUGUCUCCAAGUCAGCUGCAUCUGAACUGACUGUCAGUUUGGCUGUUUGGCUUUGUUCAGGUUAGGGCUGUAAUUAUUAUUUUUACUGUCUUUUGACUUAAAAUUUGCGCAAGAGAAACAGCUUUUUGUCUAUAAAUUAAAGGGUUUUGUCCCAUUUCUUUUUUCUGUAAAAAAAAAAAUAAAAUAUAUAAUUUCUUAAAAUUUUUGUUUUCUGUUAUGUAUUUUUUUGUA
This is a messenger RNA of Cinclus cinclus, 1721 nucleotides long. It is a transcript of the gene C1H5orf22, whose product is annotated as chromosome 1 C5orf22 homolog. The record is from RefSeq and is a predicted model, not a curated record. The transcript has 10 exons. NCBI's taxonomy places the organism in Eukaryota, Metazoa, Chordata, Aves, Passeriformes, Cinclidae. The coding region runs from base 7 to 1350 and encodes 447 amino acids.